Molecule: messenger RNA, 1485 nt
Organism: Aspergillus calidoustus
Lineage: Eukaryota; Fungi; Ascomycota; Eurotiomycetes; Eurotiales; Aspergillaceae
Source: the annotation of a GenBank genome assembly
AUGUCCACUUCCAGUGACAGCCCAAACAAUUCGCCUCAAACUUACGAGCCGACGUCUCCUAGGGAAUUUGUUGGUGGCAACAAUCGAAGAUCAAUGGCAUCGUCAACGCAGCAUACUAUUAUCGGCGACGAGAAGGUUCCCGAAACAGUGAUCGCACCGAUGAAAAGCCCCCGGUCAGCUCGAUUCGCGGAAGCCACUACCAUCCAUUCGCCUACUGCGGCGGAGAGUAGCAGGUCUCCAUUUGCGGAUCCACCAAACCAGUCUCAAAACACUCAUGCUGUCUCCGACGUUGGGUUCGGAUACGUGAAUGCGCAAGACCCUGCUCAACACAUCCCCCAUCACGCAGUGCCCAAUUCGCCUUUGAAGAGCGCUCUGAGGGUACCAGGGACGCCAGCACGUACCCUGAACCCACUGAGCCCGACCUUCAGGGAGGAGUUUGCCGUAGAGAAGCAAGAGAGACAGGCCGAGAAAGCAAACGCAAAGGAUCUGGCCAUCAAAGUACGUGUCAGAGUCGCCAAGAUCUUCCUCCGGUUCGUCAGCUUCGGUUGUAGCAUAAUUAUCCUUGCUAUUCUGGGCACGACACUCGCCGUCUUCCAUGCAACCCGAAAUCUGCCUUCGAGAAGCGGCACCACGCCGUGGGCUGUUGGCACGAACCCUUGGCCACAGUACCUACUUCUAGCGACUGCUGCCCUGGGGGUGCUUUCCUGUUUGGUUGUCUUUUGGACCUGGAAGAAACGUGGCCACAAACGCGCGGAAAAGGUUGCUGUGUACUACUCCAUCUUUUCUGUCGGUUUCUUUGGCUUCACACUCAUCCUAUGGGUCGUGGUAGGAGCAAUCUACCAACACUCGAAAUCCAACGGAAACGGUCAAGACUUGUGGGGUUGGUCAUGCAAGACGGGCAAUCAAAGGUCGGUGGUAUAUGCCAACGAUGUUGACUACCCACUACUCUGUCGUCUACAGGACUGGGGGUUGGUAUGCGCAGUCAUUGAAGUCGUUAUCGAGGUGUUGAUCAUUCUCAUCUACGCUGUUGUCUUUUACCGAUUCUGGUCUAAGCGGCGUCUCGCCAAGUCCAUGGAUCGUCGAGACAAGGCUCGAUCAGACUUGUAUCUCGCCCAGCUUCGACUUCAAUCCGCCCCCAAUACCCCGGGUUUCCCAUACACCCCCAAGUCACCGUGGGUGUCAACAACAAUGAAGGACCCGUACUCCGCAGCAGAAAAGGGAGAAGCAACGCCCACGCAAUUUGCGACUCCCAUUUCGCCAACGAGACCCCAGCCCACCUUCCAACUCCAGCCGCCUCCCAUCCGUGUGCAGCAUGCUACCCCCAAGACGGAGCAAGGGGAGUUCUCCGCUCCCUCUCCGACCCCGACUCCUCCCCAGGAACACAUGGCCGCUGCACCAGGCGAGCGAACAUACGAGGCUGUCCCAAUUCCAGGGGCUUAUGCCAGCCCGAUGACACCUAGCUUUCCUCAAGGGGUCCGCCAGUAA